AUGAAGGCUGCAAUCACAACCGUCGCUUUUCUCAUCCUGGCGCUCAGCUGGACCUCUGAGGCUGUGCAGGUCGAGGAGAAUGGAUUGUCUUUUUCUCUGGAGGGUGUGAAGAGGCUCCAGGUUCUGGCAGAAAGCAUUGGUUUCACAGGACAACAAAACCCACGUCUCAGGAUGAGCAGCGUGUCCCUCUGUACUGACCCCCUGCUCCCACAGGAGUUCCUGUCCCUCUGCAAGCAGCGAGGAGGAUCCGCUUCCCUCGCCAGACUAGCUAUGGUUCCCAUGGAUGUCUGUGAGAUCUGCGCCUUUGCUGCCUGCGCUGGUUGCUAA
This is a messenger RNA of Scomber japonicus (chub mackerel), 327 nucleotides long. RefSeq names its product guanylin-like. The record is from RefSeq and is a predicted model, not a curated record. Gene Ontology annotation, molecular function: guanylate cyclase activator activity. Gene Ontology annotation, cellular component: extracellular region. Bases 1 to 327 code for a protein of 108 amino acids. NCBI's taxonomy places the organism in Eukaryota, Metazoa, Chordata, Actinopteri, Scombriformes, Scombridae. The transcript is spliced from 3 exons.